Stylophora pistillata is the source of this 1902-nucleotide messenger RNA. RefSeq names its product hexokinase-4. The record is from RefSeq and is a predicted model, not a curated record. Gene Ontology annotation, cellular component: cytosol; mitochondrion. Gene Ontology annotation, biological process: glycolytic process; glucose metabolic process; intracellular glucose homeostasis. Lineage: Eukaryota; Metazoa; Cnidaria; Anthozoa; Scleractinia; Pocilloporidae. Gene Ontology annotation, molecular function: D-glucose binding; ATP binding; glucokinase activity.
UUAGUUCUUUCGAUUCAAGGAAGAAUCUGGUAACCAGCUUAUUAGGACUGAAAUAAAAAUUCUGUGCUGAGUGACUCCUUUUUCCAUAACAAAGAGGAGCUUUGUCUUAUGAGCAUCGCAAUAAUUCAAAGAUGUAAAGAGUAACUUUUUCCAUAAGCGGCUGCCGAUGAUGAAAUAGACGGGUCGUCCCAUAAAAGGAGCUAUCAGGCGAAACCCACACAGGAGAACUUGCCUGCAAGGUCAGCGGACGGCGGUGAAAGCUGACCGAGUCGCGAAAGAAUCUGGUAACCAGUUUACACGGCCCAUAAAUUCCGUGCCAGGUGACUUCUUUUUCAUAACACAGAAGAGCUUUAUCUUGUGAGCAUCGUAGGAGUUCAGAGGCUUAAAGAGAUUUGAACAUUCACAGAGUCCAAGGUCGUCGCAAAAAUGCCUGAGGCCACAUCUUUCGCACAAUCAACAUUUGAAACUCUGUUCAGGGCUUUCAAGAAAACAGACGAGGUAUCAGAGGUUUUAAAAAUGUUUGACUUGUCAAACGAAUCCAUCCAGGAGAUAAUGAAUCUUCUACGGAAAGACUUCGACAAAGGUCUCUCUGCCAAUGAAGAAGAGCGGGCGGAGAGCUCGGUCAAAAUGCUUCCUACAUAUAUAAGGGCGAUUCCAAGUGGCUCAGAAUCUGGUGAUUUCCUUGCUGUGGAUCUUGGUGGAACAAACUUUAGGCUGUUAUCAAUCUCUAUACAGAAUGGCCGAGUUCAAGAUACAAUCGAAAUUCCACCGAUGACUCAGACAAUUAAGACCAGUGACGCGGAAACGUUUUUUAACUACAUUGCUCAUCAUAUUUCACUCUUUGUGAAGAAACACGACCUCUCUAACAAAACACUGCCGCUCGGAUUUACGUUUUCUUUUCCAGUCAAGCAAUCAUCACUCACAUCAGGGUCGCUGAUCAGAUGGACCAAGGGAUUUUCUGCUUCUGGGAUAGAAAAUGAGGAUGUUGUCAAACUACUUAAGGAGGCACUUGUUAGAAAAGGAAUGAGUUCCACAGUGGAUGUUGUUGCCCUUGUCAAUGACACCACAGGUACAAUGAUGUCUUGUGCAUUCGAGAACCCUUUUGUCAGCGCUGGGCUUAUCUUGGGCACGGGAACCAAUGCUUGCUACAUGGAGAGCCUUGAUAAUGUUCCCAAAUGGGACGGUGAUCAAGAUGAACCACGGCAAGUGAUCAUCAACACAGAGUGGGGUGCAUUUGGUGACAAUGGAUCUCUGGAUCAUCUUCGAACAAAGUACGAUGAACGACUUGAUGAGGAAUCCAGUAACCCUCGUCAACAGAUAUUUGAGAAGAUGAUAUCUGGUAUGUAUCUUGGUGAACUUGCCAGAAUCGUGUGCAUGGACCUGGUCAACAAGAAACUCCUCUUCAAAGGAGAAGUCACAGAAAAAUUCAGGACCAAAAAUAGUUUCCCUGCUGAAUUCGUGUCUCUGGUUGAAAGUCACGAAAAGCAUAAGAUAGAGGAGGUUCUCAAUACUAUGGAAGUGGCGGAACAAGCCUCGGAAUCUGACAUCGAGAAUUUGCGGCGAGUUUGUGCUGCAUUAUCCUUGAGAGCUGCCAAGGUAGCAGCCGCAGGCGUUGCCACAAUAGUUAAGAAAACUGGUAACUUCACGACCACGAUUGCCGCUGACGGAAGCCUCUUUAAAAGACAUCCAAAGUUUAGGAAUUACAUGCAGGAGACUCUCACUGAAAUUUUACCGGAAGCCGACAUCACCUUUAUGCUAUCAGAAGAUGGUUCAGGAAAAGGAGCAGCACUCAUUGCUGCUGUUGCAUCACAAAUGAAAGAACAAUGAGUAUUAUAACAUAACCAAAGCAAAGCGCGCGAUCUGAUUGGUCAAUUCAGCGUCCUUCAUUUGCCCAUGGGUGUA